UAAAAUACAUAUCACAAUUAUCACAACUAUGCCUACGUUCACCCUUCUUAACGCAAAAGUGGGAGGGAAGGUAUAAAGCCCGGUGGAGGAACAUAGUAUGCACCAUAGACAACCGGUCUUCGGCGAACGGAGACUCGACAACAUGAAGUUAUCGGUUGUUUUAAUAGCCUCAUUGGCCGUAGUGGCCUACGCCAGUGAGGACAAGAAAGAAGCAGUAGCUGAAGAGAAGAAACAGGAGAAACGAGGAAUUUACGACACUGGCUCAUAUGGCGGCAGCAGUAGCUACGAAUCAGGGGACGGUGGAUACGGUGGCUACAGCGGGGGUGAUGGUGGACAGAGCUACAGUGGUGACUUCGGUGGUCACGAAGGCGGUGGUUACAGCCUAGGCGGUGGUGGAGGCGGCUAUGGCGGAUCUGGAUACGGAGGUGGUUCCGGAGAUGCUUGGAAACCAAUCUCGAGUGACCACGGCCAUCAUCAAGUCAAAACGAUCGAAAUAAUCAAGAAGGUUCCGGUGCCUUACACCGUCGAAAAACACGUUCCAUACACAGUUGAAAAGAAAGUGCCUUAUGAAGUCAAAGUGCAUGUGCCCCAACCCUACACUGUUGAAAAGAAAGUCCCAGUCACAGUUAAGGAAUACGUCAAGUACCCCGUCCAUGUUCCCGAACCAUACGUAGUCGAGAAGAAAGUACCUUAUGAAGUGAAAGUCCCAGUCGACAGGCCCUUCGAAGUCAAGGUUAAGGUGCCUACUCCUUACACAGUCGAAAAGAAAGUCCCUUAUGAAGUCAAGGUGCCCGUACCGCAACCCUACACUGUUGAGAAGAAGGUUCCUUACCCAGUCAAAUACGAAGUGAAAGUACCCCAACCUUACGAAGUAGUCAAGAAGGUGCCUUAUGAAGUCAAAGUCCCAGUCGACAAGCCUUACCAUGUUUACGUGCCAAAGCCUUACCCCGUGCCAGUAGAGAAGCCUUACCCAGUAACCGUACACAAACCUGUGCCUUACGAAGUCAAGGUCCCAGUCGACAAGCCUUACAAGGUAGAAGUUGAAAAGCCUUACCCAGUCCCAAUCAAAGUGCCCAUCCCUAAGCCCUACGAUGUGUACAAGAAGAUCCCUUACACUGUCGAGAGGAAAGUACCUUAUGAAGUCAAAGUACCCAUUGACAAGCCUUACCCCGUCUACAAAGAAGUCCAAGUACCUUUAGUAAAGGAGGUGCCUUACCCAGUUAAGGUUCACGUUCCUAUUUACUUCAAGAAGGAAGUGGAACAACACCACGGCCACGGUUGGCAAUGAUUUCCGCAUACCUAAUUUAGGUUUCUCACCAGUACCUUAUAGGCUAAGUUCGAAAUGUGAUCAUUUAGUAUUCGUAGUAAAAUAAAUAAUGUUAUAAAAAUUGGAAUUGUGUUGCUACAGGCUUCGGUCUCUAGCAUUGAAAAUGUUUGUGAUGUUGUUGAAAUUAUUUCUCCCAAUUAUUCAAAAGUUCAUGUUGUUGUCGCAUAGCAUUGUUGUACAAUGCGCGAUGUAUUGAGUGUACGAUAUCUAUGGAUCGAUCUGUUAUUACUUGUUUAUCUCUAUGUAUAAUAUUAUGCUUUGUUUUACGUAAUUGUGAAAGGUCUGCUUUUGCAAAUACCUUAUGUUGAGGCUGAUAAUAAUAAAAAGUGUUACAAAAUUAAA
Bicyclus anynana (squinting bush brown) is the source of this 1669-nucleotide messenger RNA. RefSeq names its product skin secretory protein xP2 (gene CPG24). The coding region runs from base 98 to 1288 and encodes 396 amino acids. Lineage: Eukaryota; Metazoa; Arthropoda; Insecta; Lepidoptera; Nymphalidae. The record is from RefSeq and is a predicted model, not a curated record. The transcript has 2 exons.